GUGUAUACAUACAUUUUAAGACGUGUUUUAAAAUGUUCACAGACUCGAGAGAUCGUGAGAUCUCGAGGAAGAGAGUUUCAUCGUCUGGGGGCUAUACAGGAAAAACAGGUGGUCCAUCAACCGAAGCCUUUCUAUAACCUGGGAGUGCAGGGAAUAUAUUCAUAUCCAUAUCUUAGAGGCCUUGAUGCGGCAUAUGGUUGAAGCAAAAAUGUAUCUAAGGUAGCCCGGGAAAAUGUGGUUCAGAGCUUUGUAGGUUCGCAAUACAAUUUUAAACUGACUCCGAUGUGAAACUGGAAGCCCGUGCAAGGAAGCCAACACAAGGGUCAUAUGCUCCGAAUGUGUUCUGGUGCACACCCUGGCCGCCACGUCCGGCACAUGCUGCGUAUUGUCAAGUAUCUUCGUAGCCACACCAGGGAGCAAUACAUCGCAAGUCAAGGAGAGAUUAAAUGAAGGCAAUGAGCAGUUUUUCUGCAUCUGAAGCAAAGAGAAGGGUUGAACUUUUCAAAGAUGUAAAAACUAAAUCUUAGUGACAUUUUAACAUUAGCCUCCAAGGCCAUAGCGGGAUCAUAGAUGACCCCUAGAUUAUUGACAUCCCGUGAAUACCUGGCCAUCAAUCGUAAUGUUGAAGGGUGCAGAUUUUUAAGUUGGUGGGGGAAUCCAAUUGGCAUUUCCCCCGUUUCAACACUUCAAUUGGAGGAGCAUAUGUUGAAUCCAACUGUUGGUGGAAGCGAGCGCCACAGUGAGCAUGGGGGGCACAUGAAGGGAGAUCGGACUCAUUGUGUACGAAAAUGUGGGCGUCAUUUGCAUAGCAAUGAAACUUUAGGUCGAGAGGAACCCCAAAUGCAGAUUUCAAAUCUCCAAUGGAUACGAGCUAUUCCCGAUAAGUCAGAUACGAUGUGAACCAGCAGGAAACAGUUUCUGAGACACCCAUUGCACUUUCCAAGCGAUCAAUAAAAUAUUAAAAGAAUACUGGGUGAGCCAGUCAGCAGUGAUCAAAAUGUCGUUCACAACUCUCAAAUGAAGUGGGUCUGAGCGACAUUGGACGCACAGCACGCGGGGCAAUGAAACCAGGUGCGGAGAAAUAUGUCAGUGUGGUGGCAGUGUAUCGGGGCAUGCAUCAUGUUUCAGUGAUGAGGUCAAGGAAGUAGCUGUUAAUGCUGUUUGGAUGAGGGCUGCUUUGUGUACGAUGGAUUGAGCUUUUUGUGGUGGGAAGAAAUAGCUUUCGAGAAGCGGUGGGGGGAAGCAGUGAGAAGUUGAGGGGGUUACUGGCUACCGCCUGCCACCUCUGCAGGAACGUUGAUGGUUUUUGGACGACAGGUCACGAGUACCCGAGUUUUGCCUUGAGGGGACGAGAGAUCAGGGCAGACAGGAGCGUUCCUCAAGUAAGAUGAUCGGGAGAUCGGAAUGAAGAUGGAUGAGUGGUGGAAGGCUGGGAUUGGUAACAUUAAAAUAGGUGACAAGGAACUGCUGCAGGUGGCAUCAUGCUUGGAUGAGCAUGAAACAACAAAUGCAUCUAAAAUGUUUGUAUAAUGUAUAUCUUUUCUCUCCCUACCACAGGGUUUUGAAAUUUCCACCAAUGCCUCACGCCUGUAAGCUCGCUUGACACAAUAACAAAUUUGGUAUAAUUUUGGAUUUAUAUGACAUUCAGUUUUACUCACAGCGGGUUAUCUGAAUCAUCCUGCGAUCUCUUUAAGAUUAUCUCUUCUAAAUAUGAUUCAUAGAAUCACUGGUAUUUCUGGAUGAGAAUAUGCCAGAAACGAACUCUACUUUGGGCAAAUGCGCCGCGCCCUUUCUCCAGUUAAACUGCACAGGCCCAGGCCUCGAGCCGACGAACCAGGCCUUCGUUCUGUCCAUUAUCAUCCUCCUCAUCGUGGUCACCAUCAUUGGAAACCUCCUCGUCGCUUGCGCAGUGCUCCGCUUCAGGCAGCUGCAGACGCGCACCAACGCGGUGACGACAUCGCUGGCAGUGGCCGACCUGAUGGUGGGCGCCGUGAUCAUUCCCUGCAGCAUGACACAGGAGGUCUAUAGGUGCUGGUUCUUCGGACAGACCUUCUGCAGGAUCCACUACUUCAUGGACUACUGGUUCACCAAUGCCUCCAUCCUCCACCUGGGCUGCAUCGCCUUCGACCGCUACGUGGCCAUCUGCGACCCUCUGCGCUACCAACAGCGGGUGACCAACCGCACGGUGGUGCUCAUGCUCCUGAUGUGCUGGCUGUGCUCGGCGCUCUUCUCGGCGCCCAUCCUCAUCAGCUUGAGUGACGUUUUGUCACGCGGCGUCAUGGAGAGAACGUCUUGCCCGGACGAGUGCGUGUUCAUCGUCAACUUCGGCCUGAUGUUCAUAAUAGGCAUUUGCCCCUAUUUCUUGUCCCUCAUCACCCUGUCCCUGGCGUACGCCAAGAUCUUCAGUGUGGCUCGCGUGCAGGCCAGUCAGAUUCACGCUGCCGGUAAGCACGGCGCUGACUCCUCUUCCUCCGCCUCCAUUGUGGGGGACGCCAACAGUAAACGCACGUGGCUGGCCAUGAAGCGCGAGCACAACGCGACCAAGACCCUGGGCAUGAUCAUCGGCUUCUUCCUGCUGUCCUGGCUGCCCUUCUACAUCAUCAGCGUGGUGGACGUCAUCAUACACUACCAAAUAGACGCUGUGAUGUGGGGGACGGUCACGUGGAUUGGCUACUUCAGCUCGGCAGUCAACCCCAUUCUAUAUGCUUCGUUCAACCGCCCAUUCCGCAACGCAUUUCGUGACAUUGUCAGCUGCAGGGCGUUCACUUCCCGGAGGGGCACGUAACAUUUUUGGAACGUAGCAGCAGUCGAUAUAUACAGGAUCAUGGCGUCGUGAUGCAUUGGUUAGUAUAUUGAUGGACUUGUAAUGCCGAGGUGACUGGUUCAUUUCAAUGUCCCGGCAUGGCAAAUUAAACCUUGGGUGCUUUUCUUAAAUCCCCACGCCUCUGUCUACCAACGACACCUGUCUUCUCAUCAAUUGGAUGAAUGCAUCUUAAUAUAGGAAGGACGGCAGAGCUGGGGCAAUUUUCGCCGGCUCACCACCUUGGCUCCUGCCUUCCCGCUCGUCUGUUGUUGCUCCGCGCGCUCUUCGUGACCGAACUGUGCGGCACCACAUUACAAGUUGACAUGUAUAGUUAUACGUAUGAAUAGGUACGACAUGUUGUGGGGUAAAAAGUGGGUAGCUAUCGCCUCUUUCAACAGUCAUUAGAGAGGCACUCAAGCUCCCUUUGAUGCACGCCCUUCUGCAAGCAGUGGCGUGAGCCAGCAACCGCAAUGCUGCCCAUUAAAACGUUUUUCCUUAUAUGAAUGCAGGCAGACCCCGCCGAACGCGGGGGUUACGUUCCCGAACUGUGACGUGUUGGGUUAAUCUGUGUUUGGCAAACAACAGACCUUUGGGAAAAAUAGGUUUGCAUUCCUAGGAUCGAAAUGAUCACCCCCUCCCUAUUUAACUGAUACCGCGUGAUUUCCACUCUUGUUAUUGUACUAAAGAAUGCUGAAGUCGCUCUCCAUUGCUAGUGUGUGUACACUUCAUUUUUUUAUUUUUCCUCAACACAAAACCUGUCUCCAUUACAGCGCUCUUCCAACAGUGGCACUCAUGCCCAAUGCUCACCUUGACUUCCCAGCCUGACGUUCGCCCCUAAUACUGUCCCUUAAACGUGAGUGAUUCGCCAUCUAGGUGUCUACAUGACUAGCUUCAUAUUCUUCAUAUGACUAACUUCCUCAACGACUGGACAGCUUUAUUUAUUCGGCAAUGCUUGUGAACAUUUGCGUUGCGCAGUUGUCCGUGAGCAUGUUGAUCAUUCGCCACCUAGGUGUCCAUCUGGCUAAUGUACUCAGCGAGUGGACGGCGAGAUGCAUGCAGAAACAUUUUAACAUUUGCGUUGUGCCAUUGUGCAUGUUGAGUGUAUGACAUCACACGAAAAAACAAAUGCACACAAAUACACACAUUCUUAAUCCAUCGAUCUCAUGGUCAACUGAUUCACAUCUUCCAUCGGUUGCAGCACUCUCACAACACUUUUCGUUGUGGCAAUUGUAAUCUUAGUAGCGUCAAACCGCGCAUAGCUGAAACAUCACUCCCGUGUUCCGGUAAACAGACCUCAUUGGGUAAACUGUGUAUAGCCGAAACACGCGUUCGAUAAAGCUGCAUUGGGAAAAGUGUUCCUGUACUAGCAGCCUGCACGUGAUUUGGACCUGACAGUCUGUCCCUCCUUCCUUCCUGGGAUGACCAUUUCAGGGGAGAGGAUAGUAAGAGAAAAGCAGUAUGUAUGUAGGUAGCCAAUCGUGCUAAACGCAGUCAGUUAGCCCUCAAACCUAUAGUUGUCAUUAGAGGCCGACCGACAUUCGGUUUCGGUUUCAGCGACGAAAGUUGGCAAAUUGCCACUU
Molecule: messenger RNA, 4383 nt
Organism: Petromyzon marinus (sea lamprey)
Lineage: Eukaryota; Metazoa; Chordata; Hyperoartia; Petromyzontiformes; Petromyzontidae
Product: trace amine-associated receptor 365-like
Biological process (GO): adenylate cyclase-activating adrenergic receptor signaling pathway; positive regulation of MAPK cascade
Cellular component (GO): plasma membrane
Molecular function (GO): G protein-coupled receptor activity
Source: RefSeq, a predicted model, not a curated record